UGGCAGAGGUGAGAGGUGUCUGGGGAAAGAUAUUCAGUUCCUCUGCCCCCUCCUAAGCUUCUUCAUCACAAUGAACCAUCGCUGGGGGUGGGGGGAGCAGUGCUCUGCCAUCUGGAGCCAGCAUGAGCACAGGGAGGGGGAAUGCAGAAAGGGGAGGUCAUCUCGUGCUGGGAACCUCCUACUUCCCUGCUGCUGCCCUCACCCAUCUUCCUCCCCUCCACCACAGACCCACUUCCCUGCUCCCACCCUCUUGCCCCUUGGGGAUGCUCUUUGGGGCUCAGGCCAAUUUGCAUACAUUUUAAUCUAUAAAAAAUUAAGUGCUCUGGCUGACUCAGAGCCGGGGCUGCAUGCUAAGGAGCUGAAUAAUCCGGUCCGUGCACAGGCUGAUUUGGGGAAGGGGGUGGAGGAGGGUGCAGAGCGGCAGCACUUCAGCUUCCCCCACUGCACCCCAGAGGAAGAAUGGGGGAGCCCUGUCACAGAGCCGGCAUCUAUGUCCAGGUUCACAAAGGCUGAGGUGAUGGUGAUGGGUGAUGUCACCUAUGGGGCUUGCUGUGUGGAUGACUUCACUGCAAGGGCCUUGGGAGUUGACUUCUUGGUGCACUAUGGUCACAGCUGUCUAGGCUGAAGCCAAUGCCCUGGCUGCUCUUAAGAUGGGGACCGGGCCAGGAUCCUCGCCCCUCCUGCCUUUCAGACCACUUGUUUUGAACUCUCUGUAGUCCCCAUGGACACCUCGAUUCAGGACUUCCGAGUGUUGUAUGUCUUUGUGGAUAUCCGGAUAGACACUGCCCACCUCCUGGACUCGGUCCGCCUUACCUUUGCACCAGGCAGCUCACUCGCUCUGGUCAGCACCAUUCAGUUUGUGUCAACGUUACAGGCAGCUGCACAGGAGCUGAAAGCUGAUUACCACAUCAGUGUCCCACAGUGCAAGCCCCUGUCCCCUGGGGAGAUCCUAGGCUGUACAUCCCCUCGACUUCCCAAGGAAGUGGAAGCUGUUGUGUACCUUGGAGAUGGCCGCUUCCACCUGGAGUCUGUCAUGAUUGCCAACCCUAAUGUAUCUGCUUACCGGUAUGACCCAUACAGCAAAGUCCUCUCCAGAGAAUACUAUGACCAUCAGCGCAUGCAGGCCACUCGCCAGGAAGCCAUUGCUGCUGCGCGCUCAGCCAAGUCCUGGGGCCUCAUUCUGGGAACUCUGGGCCGCCAGGGCAGUCCCAAGAUCCUGGAGCACUUGGAAUCGCAGCUCAGAGACUUGGGACUUCCUUUCGUGAGGCUGCUGCUCUCUGAGAUCUUCCCCAGCAAACUCAGUCUACUUCCUGGGAUAGAUGUGUGGGUGCAGGUGGCAUGUCCACGCCUCUCCAUUGACUGGGGUUCAGCCUUUCCCAAGCCAUUGCUGACACCCUACGAGGCAGCCGUGGCCCUGAAGGACGUUUCUUGGCAGCAGCCCUACCCCAUGGACUUCUACGCUGGCAGUUCCUUAGGGCCAUGGACAGUGAACCACGGUCGGGACCAGAAACCCCGGGGUCACUGCCAGCCUGCAUCCGGCAAGCAGGGGUCCAGAGGCGGCUCACCAGCCCCAGCCUGUGACGGUUGCAGCUGCGCAGACCAGAAGGCCACAUCGCCAGCUCCCUGAGAGGUCUGGAGCAGCAGGGCCCUGUUCUCCGGAGGAGCAACCUCGAGGCUGGUGGUUUUCCGAGGAGGAAGCAGAUGUUUUCUCAGCUCUGGAAGAGCCCACCGUGUGCAGGGG
Messenger RNA from Apodemus sylvaticus (European woodmouse), 1741 nucleotides. It is a transcript of the gene Dph1, whose product is annotated as diphthamide biosynthesis 1. Bases 722 to 1627 code for a protein of 301 amino acids. The record is from RefSeq and is a predicted model, not a curated record. The transcript is spliced from 11 exons. NCBI's taxonomy places the organism in Eukaryota, Metazoa, Chordata, Mammalia, Rodentia, Muridae. Gene Ontology annotation, biological process: protein histidyl modification to diphthamide. Gene Ontology annotation, molecular function: 2-(3-amino-3-carboxypropyl)histidine synthase activity.